AUGAACAAGUCAUCACCCUCAGCUGAUACUAGUAAUACAACAACUGAUUUGGAAUCACCAAGUACAGAGGCAAUAAUUCCUCAAACUAUUCCAUUACCACCAUCAAAUCAAAUAAUUGAAAUUUAUUUUACGUUUUUAUGUGGUGUUAAUCCGCUGAUUGAGAAGGAAAAGCUAAAAUAUUUCACUAAUAAUUAUUUAUUUCAAAUUGAUGAGGAAAAAAUUGAAUUGGAAGAAAAUGAAUGGAUAAAAUCUAAGGAGGAAAUGAAAAGUGUUCAUUGUUUCUACUUGGCCAUAUCAGCCUAUGCUAAGCAAGCAACGGAAGGUUUGGAUGAAACGAUUUUGAAAAAAGCAGAAAAAGAAUUUGCAAUAAUGUCAAUGGACUAUUCAACAGAAUUUUAUUGGGCCGCCAGUGCACUCAUACUUUUAAUUGUAUAUAUCGGUGAAGGUAAUCUCUACAAAUUGAAUUAUUAUCUAGCAAUUGUUAAUUUUUACAUUGAGAAUAAUAAGGAUUGUAAGGAACACAAAUUUUUCAAACCACUCGAAAGGUAUCGCGAUCAAAUUGCAAGCAGAUUUAAAAAUAAUGUUCAGAGCUUGGGAAAUACUUUAGAGAGUCUGAGCAAGAUAUUUUUCCACUCAACCUCAAUGAAAUUGGAAGAUUUUCUUUUACCUGGUGUAUGGGAGCAUAUGAAAACUUCCCCAGUAACUCCACAAAAUUUUAUUCUUUUCAAACAGGUGCUUGAUAUUAUAUUUCAAACAAUGGUGAAAUUUAAACAAACAGUGACUGAAUCUCUUGUUGAUUGUCAUAACGAAAUAUUUUUUCAAUCUCAGCGUUUGUACACAACCAUUAUAACAGAAGGAUAUAUACUGUUAUUCUUGAAACAAAUCCAAGAGGUGUCAUUCCCUGCAAUGGAGGAAAUUGCAUUGAAAAUUACACUACUAACUGAGAAUGAAUUAUUCUUGUAA
Molecule: messenger RNA, 963 nt
Organism: Naegleria gruberi
Lineage: Eukaryota; Heterolobosea; Eutetramitea; Acrasida; Naegleriidae
Exons: 1
Coding region: 1-963 (320 amino acids)
Source: RefSeq, a predicted model, not a curated record